UGAAUUUCCCUCUGUGCAGUGUUGAAUAUAAUACCAUCUGUCGAGGUUUAAACAAUUAGUUUGCAACGUUAAAACGGUAGGAAGGAUUUGGAGUUUUCGGUGGAAACAUGACUAAAUGUAAGGUCAGUAAACUUAAAAUUAAGCCGGUUUUACAAUUACCGAAGGAUAUUUGAGUGUGUGACAGUGCGCAGUGUAAAUGUGGUGGUAUUCGUGCGUCUUCACAUCUUCGGAAUAACCUAAAAUGUACAUAAGUUUUACUUCUGUCGCGGAGAGUAUUUGCAAAUAAAUCUCAGCGGUUCUCGAGACGUGUGGACGGUGGAUGAGUAUGAUCAAUUGUAAGGGAAUACAGGAAGGUCGAUCUGUUUGUUUUCUACUGAAAUAAUGUGCUUCUUACGCUAUUGACAGCCAAGUUUUCUGUCAAAACUAAGGUGAAUGGUUAUGUGUGGAAGAACUUACUCCUAAGGACCUAUCUUUUUUCUGAGGUUGAAGAUUCGAUACGUAAUGCCGUCGGCUCGGCUGACGCUCCGUGAGGAGGAUGUCGUACGGCUGACGUUGGAAUUCCUGCACAACCGGGAGCUACACAUAACCCAGCUCAGCUUGGAAAGAGAGACUGGUGUGAUAAAUGGCGGAUAUUCGGACGAUGUGCUCUUCUUGCGGCAGCUUAUUCUUGAUGGACAAUGGGACGAUGUGCUGGAAUUCAUCCAGCCGCUGGGGGCUUUAAACUCGUUCGAGAUGAAGAAAUUUAGAUAUACAAUACUUAAGCACAAAUAUAUAGAGUUGUUAUGUAUAAAGUCAGAGGCAAAUGUUCACGGUAACAAUGUAGAUAAUGCAGUAGAGGAAGUCGUUAAGGUCUUAAAUGAAUUAGAAAAGUGCGCACCAUCAAAGGAGGAUCAUUCCAAUAUGUGCCUGUUACUCACCUUACCCAGGCUCACGGAUCACAUGAGUUACAAGGACUGGAAUCCGAGUAACGCCCGUGUCCAAUGUUUUAGAGAUAUUUAUCCGUUGGUCGCAGAAUUCCUGCCUGGUAAAACGGUGGAUCCAAGUCCGAACACAAGCGCAAAGAACGAUAGGCUAAUACAAUUAGUAAUUAAGGGAAUACUGUACGAGUCAUGUGUGAAUUUCUGUCAAGCCAAAGCAACCGGAGUGAAAGAGACGCAGUCGCAAGACAUGAGCUUCUCGAGGUUAUUAGACGGCAGCGUCGGGUUCAGCGAUUCCGAUUUGAGUUUAUUGUCAUGGCUCCAAAGCAUACCGCCAGAGAUAUUCUCUGUGCCAUUCGAACAGAGAACAUUGAACGUAGAUGUGGAGCGCUUGGAAAGGCCUUCAUUAGAGACCUCUUGGACGGAGCACAUGUUAGUGACGCCUAUAAAGCCGAAAACGUUUCCGCAUUCUGCGAUGCCCUUCACCAGGCCACGAUCCGCGGCAGACGUAAUGUCACGAUCAUUGAUGCCCACCCUUGAUGCCAUGUCGUAUGGUAAUUCCGAGAAUCCCAGGGUAAUGGCCCUCAGUACCGGAGACAUAAAUGUGAACAACUCCAUGUCGCGAUCCAGUUUCGCCAGCUUCCAUUUAACGGGAAUGAAAAACUCCAAGCUGAUGAAUUCAUCAGUGGACAGGCUGUUCGAGAACGAGUCGGAAGUGUUCCUCAGCAAUUCCUACGCCGAGUUCCAACAAUUACCAGCCAUUCAAGAACAGACAAGUACACCCAACCAAAAGAAAACCCCUGUGCGACCGAAAUCUCGAAGUCCCGACAACAAAGCAGCCGAUAAUAAAGGGCGGGAAUCGCCUGCUUCAGUAGGAACUGCUCGAUCAUCACGAAGGGAUUCAUUGAAUGAAAGGCCAGUAAAUGCGCACAAUAUUGUACUCUCGCCGCCUCAGCCACAAGUCUCGAUAGAAUCUUCCGGAUUCGAGCAAAGCUUCAACGGCGACCUCCUAAAAGAAUUCCAAAAACAGAAGCAGAAGAUCCAGGAUACCAUCGCCCUUAGAGAUAAGGAAAAGGAGGAGCUUAUGAAACAAUUAAAUAGGCAGGACAUAGACAGGAAACUGCUGCAACAGCAGCAGCAACAACAACUUCAGCAACAGCAACAUCUCCUCAAAAACCAAAACAGUCUUGGUAGGAAUUCACCAACCACGAGUAGGCUGAAUGGAGAUUUGCAACAUUUUAGAUAUCAUCAAUCCGCUCGAUUCCUACAGGAGUAUAAUGCGCUUCUGGGCAUUAACUAUGAAUAUGACACAAGGCAUCCUGGCGAAACGGCAGUUUCUCAUGAUGGAGACACGCUGUCGUCUACACCCCGCAAUGUGGAAGUGGACAACACGGAAGAUAAUAAUCCUGCAAGACCUAAAUUCGUUGCGGUCACUGCUCUCGAGGAUGUCCAGGCUGUUCGUUGUGCCGAAUUCCAUCCUGGAGGACAGUUGUACGCCGUGGGAUCGAAUUCGAAAACGCUCAGAAUAUGUGCAUAUCCGAAAAUGAGCGAUUUACGUGAGAAUCAUCAAACGUAUCAACCGACUGUGCUGUUCAAACGGACGAAACACCACAAGGGCUCGAUUUACUGCUUGGCCUGGUCCCCAGUCGGAGAUUUGAUGGCGACGGGCUCGAACGAUAAAACCGUGAAACUCAUGCGUUUCAAUUCGGAUACAUCCAAUUUGGAAGGCGAAGAAGUGGAGCUGUCCAUGCACGAUGGCACGAUUAGGGACCUAUGUUUUCUAGAAGAUACAUCGAAUAAGUCGAGCCUGUUAAUAAGCGGAGGCGCCGGGGACUGCAAGAUCUACGUGACGGAUUGCGCCACCGGGACCCCAUACCAAGCCCUCAGCGGUCAUAGUGGUCAUGUCUUAUCUUUAUACACAUGGGGUGGCGCGAUGUUCGUCAGUGGAUCGCACGAUAAGACCGUGCGAUUCUGGGAUCUGCGGACGACCGGCUGUGUCAAUAUGGUGACACCAAUAACUUCUGCAGGCACAAGACAAGGUUCUCCGGUGGCUAGUCUCUGCGUGGAUCCAUCCGGAAGACUGCUGGUAUCCGGCCACGAAGAUAGCUCGUGUGUUCUGUACGAUAUAAGAGGCGGCAGGAACAUACAAUGCUUCAAACCCCACACGUCCGACAUCAGGUCGAUCAGAUUCUCUCCCUCUGCUUACUAUCUGCUGAGCGGCGGCUACGACAACAAAAUGGUUCUCACUGAUUUACAAGGUGAUUUAACGUUGCCCCUACCGAGCGUGGUUGUUGCGCAACACGAAGACAAAGUAAUUUCGGGACGUUGGCAUCCGAGUGAAUUCUCAUUUCUGUCGACGUCUGCAGAUAAAACGGCGACUUUAUGGGCCCUUCCGCCCAUUUGAAAGGAGCAUCAGAUCUUCGAGAAACAUUUCUUCAUAGGGUCGCAUCAUUGAUUUUCAAACGGAAACGGCACAUACAUACACAAAAUGAACGGAAAAUAAUAGUUUUUGUUUUAAUUAACUCUCUUAUAU
Messenger RNA from Nicrophorus vespilloides, 3450 nucleotides. Its product is annotated as WD repeat-containing protein 47. The record is from RefSeq and is a predicted model, not a curated record. The transcript is spliced from 8 exons. Gene Ontology annotation, molecular function: protein binding. Bases 502 to 3321 code for a protein of 939 amino acids. Lineage: Eukaryota; Metazoa; Arthropoda; Insecta; Coleoptera; Silphidae.